AUGGUAGAUGUCGGGCGUCCCGAUUCCCCCAACUCGUUCCAGCGAGCUCAGCUCGGCAGCCCGGAUUCCGUGAAGGUCGAGUUCGAUCGGGCUGCCUCUCCGCGCUUGCACAGACGCCGGCCUUUCUCAAGAGGCGGGCGGCGGCCAGCUCGCGCUCCGGAGCCAUGGGAGGAGAUGCUGGACUUGGUGCCGGCCCCGCCUCCCCCUCCAGUCACAGGCGGCGUUCGCACCUUCGAUCAGCUGCCUUCCGGUGAGAUGCAGUCCAGAGGGAACAAGGAGCCUGUGCUGCGGGCCGACUGGACUAUUCGACGCUUGAAGGUGGACAUGAAGACGGUGCAGGUAAAGUACAGGAGCUUGCUUGUGCCAGCGGGGCAGUAUAUAUCUUCUGCACAUUUCCGGCUAGGUCGGCAAACGGCAGCGUUGAGGUUUUGGCCUAAUGGUCUCUUCGGGAACGCGACGAAGAAAGCCCGAGUUCGCAUGGACUUGGGGGGACUGAAUGCUGACUCAUGGUGCGCCAUUGGGCUGGCCAUGCCGGAGGGCACCAAGCUGCGAUUUCGACUUCACGUGGGAUUCCAGUGGUCAGAGGUCAGGACUUGCCAAUGGCAACCGACUGGAUCGAUGGUGCAUCAGAUUUGGACGCCUCCACAACAGGAGCCAGGUGAGCUCUCAAACCUGGUGGUUGGGGUCGAAGUCUUGCAGGACUUCACGUCCGAUUCUUUGCCAGGCGUGGUGGCCUCACCAUGGUUGAGCUCCCCGCGGUUCCAAAGGCUGCCAAAUGUCGACAACGAUCCUGUCAAGGAUCCGAGCAACAGGCAGAAGACCUUACAGAAGGCCAAGGACGGAGUUCCCGUGCUCAAGGCGAUGCGAACCGACCGCGGGAUUGCAUUGCCAUCGCCCAGAUUCGGAUUCGGCCUGGAGCUACUUCGCAGCUCCCCUCGCUGCCGGAUGGCUCCUGCAUGA
Molecule: messenger RNA, 960 nt
Organism: Symbiodinium sp. CCMP2456
Lineage: Eukaryota; Dinophyceae; Suessiales; Symbiodiniaceae
Source: the annotation of a GenBank genome assembly